GGCUGCGGCUGCGGCUGCGGCUGCGCGGCUGCCGGGUCAGGAGCUCCUACUAGGUUCUCUGUUAGCAAGGUGGCUUUCCUGGAGGAGAUGUCGCUUUCCGGGCGGUGGAACCGUGGUUACUUCUCUAUGCUUAGCACACAUGCAUUUAUUUUUGCAUUCAUUCAAAAAUACUGAGCGCUCCUUUUGCGCCAGACCCUAAGUAAGGAACAAAACAGAUGAUAUUCUUACCCUCUGGGAGCCUACUGUGAGACAGGCAAUUCAUGAAACAGUUACAGUGAUUGAGACUAUCCACGAAUGUUUCAAGAAGGAAGGGAUAGUCAGUUAUUUCAAGUCCCACACAGAGCCACAAUGAGCAAGUCGUCUUCAGAGAGCCGUGGACACCCCCAUGGCGCCAGCUCCCCUUCGGAACGGAUGUUCUCGGCACCCUUGCCCCGGAAGGCCCCUCUGAAUACCCCUGGCACCCCGGUCCUUGAGGACUUUCCCCAGAAUGAUGAUGAGAAGGAGCGGUUACAGCGGAGGCGCUCCAGGGUCUUCGACCUGCAGUUCAGCACGGACUCACCUCACCUCCUAGCCUCCCCCUCCAGCAGGAGUGUUGAUGUUUCAGCUACAAUUCCCAAGUUUACAAACACACAGAUUACAGAGCAUUACUCCACCUGUAUCAAGCUGUCCACUGAAAAUAAAAUCACUACCAAGAAUGCUUUCGGCUUGCACUUGAUUGAUUUUAUGUCAGAGAUCCUUAAACAGAAGGACACCGAACCAACCAACUUUAAAGUAGCUGCUGGUACCCUGGACGCCAGCACCAAAAUCUAUGCUGUGCGUGUAGAUGUCGUCCAUGCUGAUGCGUACAGAGUCCUGGGAGGGCUUGGCAAAGACGCCCCAUCUCUGGAAGAAGCGGAGGACCCUGGUGCAGAUGGAAGCGCUGCUGAACCAGGAACAACCAAAAAGGCUCCAAAGCCAAAGAAGAAGCAUUCCUACAAAACCAUUGAGCAGAAUAUAAACAACCUCAAUGUCUCCGAAGCAGACCGAAAGUGUGAGGUGGAUCCCAUGUUUCAGAAGACUGCAGCCUCGUUUGACGAGUGCAGCACGGCGGGGGUGUUCCUCUCCACCCUGCACUGCCAGGACUACCGGAGCGAGCUGCUCUUUCCUUCCGAUGUCCAGCCUCUCUCCACUGGGGAGUCCCUUGAGCUGCCAGAUUUGGGCUGGGUAGAGAUGACAGACCUGAAAGAGCCCUUGCAGCAGUGUGUGGAAGAUCGCCAGCUCUGCCCCGCCCUGGCCGGCUUCCAGUUCACCCAGUGGGACAGCGACUCGCAUACUGAGUCUGUGUCGGCCCUGGUGGACAAGUUCAAGAAGAAUGACCAGGUGUUUGAUGCCGAUGCGGAGGUUGAGGAGAGUGACGGCGGGAAUUUCCUCGAUGGGCCCCUGGAGGAUGACUUUGAUGCGAACGAUGAGCCCGAGCACACUGCAACGGGGGACCACGAGGAGUUCAGGAGCUGGAAGGAGCCCUCCCAGCUCCAGAGCUGCCAGGAAGAAAUGAUUUCCCUUGGGGAUGGAGACAUUCGGGCCAUGUGUCCCCUUCUGUCCAUGAAACCUGGAGAAUAUUCCUACUUCAGUCCGCGGACUAUGAAGAUGUGGGCUGGCCCUGAUCACUGGCGCUUUCGGCCUCAGCACAAACAAGAGGCCCCCUCCCAGUCGGAGACCAGGAAGAAGAGUACAAAGAAAGACUUCACGAUAGACUUUGACGAAGAUAUUGACUUUGAUGUACAUUUUCGAAAAACAAAGGCUGCUACUGUUCUGAGCAAGUCCACCUUGGAGAACCAGAACUGGAGAGCUACCACUCUUCCUAUGGAUUUCCACUAUGAGAUCAACACCCUCGUACAGCUGCAUCUGAAGCCGGGCAUGAGGUUACUGAAGAUGGACCAGGGCCAGAAGGCAGGGACUGAGCAUUAUGAAGAAAUUGGGGACUAUGACUACAACAACCCCAACGACACCUCCAACUUUUGCCCUGGACUCCAGGCCGCUGACAGUGAUUCUGAAGAGUCAGACAACUUACUUGCGGAGCCAUUCGGGACCUUUGACCUCACAUCUGAGCCCUGCCACACACCUACAGCAGCACAAGAGAAUGGUGACACUCCUGAGGGCCAUGCCGACAUCACGACAUACGGGGAAUCCAACCUGGUGGCUGAGCCUCAGAAGGUAAAUAAAAUUGAAAUUCAUUAUGCCAAGACUGCCAAAAAGAUGGACAUGAAGAAGCUGAAGCAGAGCAUGUGGAGUCUGCUGACGGAGCUCCCCAGAAGGGAGGCCAGCGCCGAGGUGAACCUCAGCGAAACUGGCGCGGGAGCCUCGGUGGGCGUGGCCAAGGACAAGAUGCUCAGCAGGCUCACAAACGACCUGCAGAAGAGCCUGCCUCCCACCAUGGCCCAGAACCUCUCCAUCCCUCUGGCAUUCGCUUGCCUGCUGCACCUGGCCAACGAGAAGAAUCUGAAGCUGGAAGGCACACAGGAUCUUUCCGAUGUCUUCGUGAGGCAGAGCGACUGAGGCCCCGGCAGGAGUCGGCUGCAGGAGGCCCGGCUGUCUCCCGUCAGUCGGGCUGGAGGGAGAUGCAGGGGCCUGCGGCGAGGCUGUCGCCAGCUACUAGAGUGCCUGUCGCUCCGCCUGCCUCCGUCACUGUCUGGGUACUGGUGCCACGGCUCUGUCUGCUGCUGGCGGAAGUUUCGGUGCUUGCGACGAAUCGGGCAGGACGGGGAGGAUGGCACUGUGUGCUCACGGCCCAGCUGUGUGUGUCCACUGUGUGUCUCGGGCCUCUGUCAGUCUCCUCCCUCCCUGUUAUUUCCACCCUUCUCUUGUAGAAAGUAAUUGUUCCAUAGCUGCCUACUGUCGUUCUCAAGAUCCCCCCAGUCCAUGUACAUAAAGUUCUCUCCGUGUACAUUUAUAAAUGUAUAUAUAAUGCUGAAAAGACCUUUCCGAAGAAUGUGCCUGGCGAGAUAUUUCCAUGUCGCUGUUAGUAUUGGUGCUCUUCUCCCAGGACACACAUAUCACUGAGGCAGGAAAUGCUCGGGGACGUGCGCUGCCCCAGAGGAGAGUGGAGAAGAGGGAAGCAGCUGCUGGAGAGGAGGCUCAGGGUGGGGUCCAUGCUGGGUCCAUGCUGGGUCCCCGCAGAUUCCACAAGGGCAGUGGGGGCAGUGAUUGCUGACUUAGGGGCCCACCACCACUUUCACCCGGCCUCUGCACCCUGGAAGGAGCGUGCCCGCAACACGCCAUGUGAUGCGAAUGAAGCGCAGUGAAGUGACUCCCCUGCUGGGAGCCUCGGUUCCUGGCCGCCAGGCCAUGUGCUUGAAGAGCAGUGACGCCCAGCUCCUCAGACUCCGAGCACCCACAAAUCUAAAAUCUCUUCCAAGGAAUUCUGUCCUUGGUGGUCCUGGCUCUGCCAAACCCCCGCAGCUGUCACUGGCUAAGUUGAGAUCUUGGAUGCAAGGCCCCAAGUAAUUGGUGAUUCUUCUUUUUGGAGGGUUACCAGGAACCAAACUCAGGACCUUGCGCUGGCCAGGCAGGCACUGGGCGGCCGACCUGUGUCCCCAGCCCAAACAGGUGAUCAUACUUGACAGAAUCUUUUUUGCUUCUUAAGCCAAAAAUCACACAAAACACACACCCCGCCCCAGUGUGCUUCCGGGUGUGUCCUGAAUAUCACUCACUGCGCGGUCAUUGUGCCAGGCUUUAGGGGGACAGCAGCUCAUGCUUCCCCAUUCUGGCGCGGCUGGGCCUCUUGCUCGCACCUCAGUGCUGAGAGCAGCCUGCAGAGCCACUCGCCCCUCUGACCAUGUACUUGCUGACAGCGGGGCCCGGGCCGGGCUGAGCCCAGUGGACCCUCUCCACCUGCUCCCAGCUCCCCUGUCACGCAGCGCUGUGUCCGGAUGCCUCUGUCCCCUCCACAAACCUAAUCUUCCAAACAGUAGGGUUGUGAGGGGGACUCGGUGAACCCGUCACUGAGAUUAGAGCCCUUAUGAGAGGCUGAGCGCGCUUGUCCUCCACCCGCUGUGAAAGCCCCGUGAGGACACAGCAAGACGUGGCAUCUCUAAGGCAGGAAGCAGCGCCCCUCACCUACUGCGCCUGCCAGAGCCUCGAUAGCCGCCCGGCCUCUAGAGCCUGGAGUAGCGCGUGGUACCCUCUGCAAGCCGCGUCCGCGAGUGCACAGCGUAAGCCCAGGGGCCGGGUUGCGUCUCAUUUUCCAGCCAUAGGAUUUCCACUUGCGUUUCUUUUAUUUUGAGAUUCCCUGUUCACUGUCUGUUUUCCUUAAAACUGAACAUACUUUCUUUCUACUUCUUUUUGAACAUACUUACAAUAGCAGCUCUGAAGUCUUCGCCAUACCCUAAUCUGAGCCCUUCCAGCAAUAACUGGUCAUUCUUCCUGAAUGUAGAUUACACAUUUAUGUCUCUUGGCAUGUUUAGUCAUUUUCAGUUGAGACUUGGGUACUGUAAAUAAAGUGUCAUAGUGACUGGA
Chinchilla lanigera (long-tailed chinchilla) is the source of this 4494-nucleotide messenger RNA. RefSeq names its product non-SMC condensin I complex, subunit H (gene Ncaph). Gene Ontology annotation, molecular function: chromatin binding. Bases 295 to 2535 code for a protein of 746 amino acids. Gene Ontology annotation, cellular component: condensin complex. The record is from RefSeq and is a predicted model, not a curated record. The transcript has 18 exons. Lineage: Eukaryota; Metazoa; Chordata; Mammalia; Rodentia; Chinchillidae. Gene Ontology annotation, biological process: mitotic chromosome condensation.